GACACCGGUAUCUGAUGGAGUUGAAACUAAUUCCUUAAGCGGAAAGCAACAAAUUCAAAAGCAAAACCAACAAAACGACAUGACCAAGAAUCUCACCAGUACCUCCGAAACAUUACCUGCGGCUGCGGCUAUGGAACUCGACCUCGACUCCUUCCUUAACUCACCUCUCACCAGCGACGACGACGACGACGACGACAACAAAGGCAAUCAACACAACCUCUACUCCAUCCCUCACCGCACAAUCGACGAAAUCCUCAACGCCUCCGAUUCCUCCACCUCAUCUCCCCCUACAUCUCCACCGUCCAUUUACUCCCGCGUCUCCGAUCCCAAACACGACCAAGACCAAGACGACACCGUUUCAGUCUCCACAACUAAACAACCCUCCUCAGACUUUUCCUCCAUACCGGCCCAACAUCAUGAUGAAAACCCCUCGCUCCACUCCCGACCCGGUUCGUCUUCGUUCAGUCGGGCCAGACCCGGAAUUAAUUACCCGGACGAUCCGUUUAAAAGGCUCUCGAACUCGAAGCCGUUACCGUCGCUUUUCGGUGGUGUGAGAUCGAAUGCGAAGCCGGGGGCAGCGCUUGCGGCGGCAGUGGCAGCCUCCAGGGCUCUCCCGACCCCGCACGCCGCCGCGAUCAAGUCUAGGAGGGCUGCCAGUGGAAGCUUCCAGAAGGUUCUUGAAGAUUCCGAUGCGGUUUCGGUCUCGGCCUCGGAUGAAUUGAGCUCUAAUAGUGAAAUUCGUAAUACCAAAGAGGAUGAGGUUUUGGAAGGUGUGAUUGGGAAUGAGGGUUUUGCUCAGGGUUCUAGUGUUAAAGAGGUCGAAAGCGAAGCCGAAAAUGUGGUUCAAGUAGACGGAUUAAAGGUUAGUAGUAAUCAUGAAGAAUUGCUGCGAACAAGUGCUGAUUUAGUUUCUAAUUUUGAUAUCAUUGAGCCGCGGAUUGGUUCUUCGUCCAUAAGUGUCGAGGAGGAAAAAAACAAUGUAAAUGUAGAUGAGAAUGCUUCUGUGCUUGACAGGAGCUCUGAAAUUUUGAACUCAGAAGAAGAUAAGGUUGAUCAUUUGGAAGAGAAGGUAGAGGAGGAAUCGACAAUUGAGGCAUUGGAAACACAGCAACAAGUGAAUGUUUUGGAAGAUACUGAGGUGGGUGGUGGCGAUGAUGAUGAUGCAAGUUCAUUGAGUGAUAUUACUGAACUUGUGGAAGAGAGAAUUGGGCAAUUGGAGAGCAGGAGGAUUAGUAAGAGAGCGGAGAAGAAAUCCCGGGCUGCUUCUAUGAAGCCAUUGGAGUUGGCUGAGGAGCUUGAGAAGAAGCAUGCUUCUACUGGUUUGCAUUGGGAAGAGGGUGCAGCUGCUCAGCCAAUGAGGCUUGAGGGCGUACGGAGAGGAUCAACCACAUUAGGAUACUUUGAUCUUGAUGCGGAUAAUGCUAUUACAAGGACCAUUUCUUCUCAGGCAUUCAGGAGAGAUCAUGGUUCACCUCAAGCUUUGGCUGUUCAUACUAAUUAUAUUGCAAUUGGAAUGUCAAAAGGGGUCAUUCUCGUUGUGCCCAGUAAAUAUUCCGGUUAUAAUGCUGACCACAUGGAUCCAAAGAUGUCGAUGCUUGGUCUGCAAGGUGAUAGGUCUCAUGCCCCUGUAACUUCCAUGUGCUUUAAUCAGCAAGGGGACCUGCUCUUAGCUGGUUAUGGUGAUGGUCAUAUUACUGUUUGGGAUGUGCAGAGAUCAUCAUCAGCAAAAGUUAUUACUGGAGAGCAUACAACACCAGUAGUACAUACAUUAUUUCUGGGGCAGGAUUCUCAGGUUACUCGUCAAUUUAAAGCAGUUACUGGUGAUAGUAAGGGUCUCGUUCUGUUGCAUGCUUUCUCAGUUGUUCCCUUGCUCAAUAGGUUCUCCAUCAAAACCCAGUGUCUUCUUGAUGGACAAAAAACGGGAAUUGUGCUAUCAGCUUCACCGGUCCUUUUUGAUGAAUUCUCUGGAGGUGCUUCCCUGUCCUCUCAGGGAAACAAUGCGGUUUCAUCCAGCAGUCUUGGUAGUAUGAUGGGAGGUGUAGUAGGUGGAGAUGCUGGCUGGAAACUCUUUAAUGAAGGCUCUUCUUUAGCUGAAGAAGGUGUGGUCAUAUUUGUCACCCAUCAAACUGCUCUGGUGGUAAGGCUUACUCCUACUUUGGAAGUCUAUUCGCAGCUUUCUAAGCCAGAUGGGGUUCGAGAGGGUUCUAUGCCUUAUACUGCGUGGAAAUGCAUGACAAAAUCACGCAGUUUGCCUAGUGAAAACGUGCCUGUGGAAGCAUCAGAGAGAGUCUACUUGCUCGCAAUUGCUUGGGACCGAAAAGUUCAGGUUGCAAAGUUAAUCAAAUCAGAGCUAAAAGUAUAUGGGAAAUGGUCUCUUGACAGUGCAGCUAUAGGUGUGGCUUGGUUGGAUGAUCAGAUACUGGUUGUUCUUACAUCAACUGGACAACUCUGUCUGUUUGCUAAGGAUGGAACUGUGAUUCACCAAACAAGUUUUUCUCUGGAUGGUUAUGGUGGAGAUGAUCUUGUUGCAUACCAUACCCACUUUAUUAAUAUCUAUGGAAAUCCUGAGAAAGCUUUUCACAAUUGCAUAGCUGUAAGAGGAGCUUCAGUAUACAUCCUUGGACCUAUGCAUCUUGCUGUUUCUCGCCUUCUCCCAUGGAAGGAACGGAUUCAGGUUCUGCGGAAAGCAGGUGACUGGAUGGGUGCACUGAACAUGUCAAUGACACUUUAUGAUGGCCAGGCGCAUGGUGUUAUUGACCUUCCUAGAACCUUGGAUGCUGUACAGGAGGCCAUAAUGCCCUACCUUGUGGAGUUGCUUUUGUCAUAUGUAGAUGAAGUAUUUUCUUAUAUUUCGGUGGCAUUUUGCAACCAAGUUGAGAAAAUGGAACCACUGGACAACCCAAAUAGUAGAAGCAGUUCUGUGCACUCUGAAAUAAAAGAGCAAUACACUCGUGUUGGUGGAGUUGCUGUGGAAUUCUGUGUUCAUAUCAAGAGGACUGACAUCCUUUUCGAUGAAAUUUUCUCCAAGUUUGUGGCGGUACAACAGAGAGACACAUUUUUGGAGCUUUUGGAACCAUAUAUAUUGAAGGACAUGCUUGGAUCACUGCCUCCUGAGAUUAUGCAAGCACUUGUAGAACAUUACAGCAGCAAAGGAUGGUUACAACGAGUUGAACAAUGCGUCCUUCACAUGGAUAUCUCUUCUUUGGAUUUCAAUCAGGUUGUUAGGUUAUGUAGAGAGCAUGGAUUAUAUGGUGCUCUGGUGUAUCUCUUCAAUAAAGGAUUGGAUGAUUUUAGGGCUCCUUUAGAGGAGCUGUUGGUGGUCUUGCGAAAUAGUCAAAAGGAGAGUGCUGCUGCCCUUGGGUACCGGAUGCUUGUUUAUCUAAAAUACUGCUUUUCAGGUCUUGCUUUUCCUCCAGGACAAGGAACUCUGCCCCCUACACGCUUGCCAUCUCUUAGAACAGAACUUCUGCAAUUUCUAUUAGAACAUUCUGAUGCCCCUAACUCAAAAGCUGUUUCAAGCUUAUCAUCUGGAGGAGCAUACCUGAACCUGUAUCAUCUCUUACAGUUAGAUACUGAAGCUACUUUAGAUGUUUUGAGAUGUGCUUUUGUAGAAGAUGAAAUCCCAAAACCAAAACUUUCAUCACAUGAUUCAGCAGAUGAAAAUACAAAGCCAAAAAUAGAGAAUGACAAUGGAUGUCAAAAUAUGUUGGUCCAAGAUACAGUGAACUCUCUUAUUUGUAUUCUUAAUAGGGACAUUUCCCAAACAGAGAGAUCAGAUAGUGAAGAUAUCAGUGGAUUGGUUGAAGAAUGGCCUUCUAAGAAAGACAUAGGCCAUAUGUUUGAGUUUAUAGCAUACUAUGUUGCAUGUGAAAGAGCUAAUGUCUCAAGAAGUGUCCUGAGUCAGAUUUUAGAAUACUUGACAUCACAAAAUAAUUUUCCAACUAGUGUUUCCUCACAUCACAUAACUUCAACAAGAAGGGAGAAGCAGGUGCUUGCCCUUCUAGAAGUAGUGCCUGAGAUUGACUGGAAUGCUUCUUAUGUAUUAGGCCUAUGUGAGAGAGCACAAUUUUACCAGGUUUGUGGCUUCAUUCAUACUAUCAGACAUGAGUAUCUUGCUGCUUUGGAUAGCUACAUGAAGGAUGUAGAUGAACCCAUUCAUGCUUUCUCCUUUAUCAACAAAACAUUAUUACAGCUGAGUGAUAAUGAACGUGCUAGUUUUCAAUCAGCGGUCAUUUCUCGUAUACCUGAGCUGGUUGAUUUAAGCAGAGAGGGAACAUUCUUGUUGUUCAUCGGUCAUUUCAACAAAGAAGGUUUGCAUAUCCUGUCUGAACUCCGCUCUCAUCCAAGAAGCCUAUUCCUUUAUUUAAAAACGGUCAUUGAGGUUCACUUAUCUGGCACUCUCAAUUUUUCUUCUUUAAGACGAGAUGAUUUUGUGGAUCCUUCUGAUGGAAUAAGGUUGAAGGAUCAGUCAAAAGGACUUGAGGCUUACUUGGAAAAAAUCUCUGAUUUCCCCAAGUUAAUGCGUAAUGAUCCAGUUGAAGUGACUGAUGAUAUGAUUGAGCUUUAUCUAGAGCUAUUAUGUCAGUAUGAACCUGGUUCAGUUCUCAAAUUCCUUGAGACCUUUGAUAGCUAUCGUGUGGAACACUGUCUACGCCUGUGUCAGGAAUAUGGGAUUAUAGAUGCUGCUGCCUUCUUGUUAGAAAGGGUUGGUGAUGUGGGGAGUGCUCUUUUACUUACACUUUCAGGCCUUGACAGUAAAUUUGUUGAGCUUGAUACUGCUGUUGGAAAUGUGGUUUCUGAUGUGGCUUUGAGUUCUGCUGCUGAUACAAAGCAUCUCAGGACUGUAUUAAAUAUGAAGGAGGUGAAUGAAAUUAGCAAUAUAUUGAAUGCCUGUAUUGGAUUAUGUCAGCGGAACACCCCUCGCUUGAACCCUGAGGAGUCAGAGACGCUCUGGUUCAGAUUACUUGACUCGUUUUGUGAACCUUUGAUGGAUUCAUAUGGUGAUGAAAUGGUAUCUAGAGGAGAAAAUCAUGUUCCACUGCUGACCGAAUCAUCAGUCUCACGUGAGGAUGAAGCAUGCAUAGUUAAUUGGAGAAUAUCAAAAUCGCACAGAGGGGCUCAUAUCUUGAGGAAAUUGUUCUCUCAGUUCAUCAAAGAGAUUGUUGAGGGAAUGAUAGGAUAUGUUCGCCUUCCAACCAUCAUGUCCAAACUCCUCUCUGAUAAUGGCAGCCAGGAAUUUGGUGAUUUUAAACUUACCAUACUGGGCAUGCUUGGAAUAUAUGGCUUUGAAAGGCGAAUUCUGGACACUGCCAAAUCCUUAAUAGAGGAUGAUACAUUCUAUACCAUGAGCUUACUUAAGAAGGGGGCCUCUCAUGCGUAUGCACCCCGGAGUCCUAUAUGUUGUAUAUGUAAUUGCCUUUUCUCGAAGAAUUCUUCUAGCUUUAGCAUUCGUGUUUUUAAUUGUGGUCAUGCAACACAUCUUCAAUGUGAAGUUCCGGAAAAUGAGGCAUCAAGUAGAGGUGCCUCAUCUGGAUGCCCAGUUUGUAUGCCGAAGAAGAAAUCACACAAAGCAAGAAAUAAAUCGAUUCUUGCAGAAAAUGGUUUAGUAAGUAAAUUUUCGUCCAGGCCACAACAAUCACAUGGAACUAGUAUUCUACACCCCCAUGAAAGUGAUGCAUUAGAGAAUUUCUAUGGGCUUCAGCAAAUUUCACGGUUUGAGAUCUUGACUAAUUUGCAAAAGGACCAGAGAUUAGUUCAAAUAGAACACAUGCCUCAGUUGAGGCUUGCACCGCCAGCUGUUUAUCAUGAAAGGGUAAAGAAAGGAACAGAUAUUUUUGCAGGAGAAAGUAGCAAUGGCCUUGCGAAAAUAGAGAAACAAAGUAAAAGCAAGCAAUUAAGGGAGCUAAGAGUAAAAGGAUCAUCUCUUCGGUUCCCUUUAAAAUCAAGUAUAUUUGGCAAGGAGAAGACCAGCAAGCGGUAAUGCGAGUGUCAUGUAUAGAACAUACCGGAGAUGAUGAAGACCAUUUUGGCUGAGAUUUUGACUUACUUUAUUCUUUUUCGUUUUUCUUUUUUGUAUAUUUUCAUAAUUGAUUUGUUUAUAUUAAUUUUGGGAGGCUUGGUUGUUGCUGGUUGUUGUAUCUGUUUAUAUCUUAGAGUAAAAUUGUACAUGAACCAUGGAGAGGCACUCGUAAUGAAAUUGAAUAGAAUGCAAUCAAAUAAUGAAGGAAUAUUUUCAUCA
Messenger RNA from Quercus robur (English oak), 6238 nucleotides. RefSeq lists its product as uncharacterized. The transcript has 19 exons. NCBI's taxonomy places the organism in Eukaryota, Viridiplantae, Streptophyta, Magnoliopsida, Fagales, Fagaceae. Gene Ontology annotation, molecular function: protein binding. Bases 80 to 5980 code for a protein of 1966 amino acids. The record is from RefSeq and is a predicted model, not a curated record. Gene Ontology annotation, cellular component: late endosome; HOPS complex. Gene Ontology annotation, biological process: endosomal vesicle fusion; protein targeting to vacuole.